Messenger RNA from Xiphophorus couchianus (Monterrey platyfish), 2257 nucleotides. It is a transcript of the gene rars1, whose product is annotated as arginyl-tRNA synthetase 1. Bases 101 to 2083 code for a protein of 660 amino acids. The transcript has 15 exons. Gene Ontology annotation, molecular function: arginine-tRNA ligase activity; ATP binding. NCBI's taxonomy places the organism in Eukaryota, Metazoa, Chordata, Actinopteri, Cyprinodontiformes, Poeciliidae. The record is from RefSeq and is a predicted model, not a curated record. Gene Ontology annotation, biological process: arginyl-tRNA aminoacylation. Gene Ontology annotation, cellular component: cytoplasm.
AAUGUAAAUCCUGCACUUCUUCCUCAUCCUGCAGUUUGUUUCAUCAGACACGAGAUUGUGCUUCCUAUCGGCAGCAUAUUUUUCCACCGGCUUUUCAGAGAUGGGAGACCCAGUGACCGAGUACACAGCCCGGCUUCAGCACCAGGAGUGCGAAAUUCAAAGUUUGUCUGCAGAAAUCGAGAGUCUUAAAAAGUCUCAGAGCUUUGAGCCAUCGCAGCGCCUGGAGGAUCUGCGGGAGGAAAACGCCAGACUGAAGUAUCGCCUCAACGUCAUGAAGAGGAGUCUUCAGGAGGAGACGCCACACUGCGGUAAAUCCAUGCUGAACAUCAACCAGCGGCUGCAGGAUGUUUUCGGCGAGGCCAUCAGGGCUUCCUUCCCUGACCUCAACAACCCGCCGCUCGCCGUCACGCCCAACCAACAGGCCAAGUUCGGAGAUUACCAGUGCAACAGCGCUAUGGGCAUGGCUCAGAUGCUGAAAACAAAGGGGGCAAAGUUGAACCCGAGGGAAAUCGCUGAGAAGAUUGUCCAGAAUCUGCCAGAUAACGAACUCAUCCAGAGGACGGAGAUCGCUGGACCGGGAUUCAUCAACAUCCAUCUGAAGAAAACGUUUGUGUCCAAACUGCUGACCAGCCUGUUGCUCAAUGGCGUCCAGCCGCCGCCACUUGCCACUAGGAAGAGGGUGAUCGUGGAUUUCUCCUCGCCCAACAUCGCCAAGGAGAUGCAUGUGGGUCACCUUCGCUCCACCAUCAUUGGCGACAGCAUGUGUCGGCUGUUUGAGUUUCUGGGUUAUGACGUCCUCAGGCUGAACCAUGUCGGCGACUGGGGGACCCAGUUUGGGAUGCUCAUAGCUCACUUGCAGGAUAAAUUUCCAGACUACCUGACAGUGUCUCCUCCCAUCGGUGACCUGCAGAUAUUUUACAAGGAGUCAAAGAAGCGCUUUGACGAAGACGAGGAGUUCAAGAAACGGGCGCACCAAUGUGUUGUCAGGCUGCAGAGCAAAGAACCCGACUUCAUCAAAGCCUGGGAGAUGAUCUGUGACGUUUCCAGGAGAGAGUUUCAGAAGGUCUACGACUGUUUGGACAUCCAGAUCGUCGAGAGAGGAGAGUCGUUCUACCAGAACCGGAUGACCCAGGUGGUGAAGGAGUUCGAGGACAAAGGUCUGGUUGAGCUGGAUGAAGGCCGGAAGAUCGUCUUUGUUCCAGGUCAGUCCAUCCCGCUGACCAUCGUCAAGUCGGACGGCGGCUACACCUAUGACACGUCAGAUCUGGCAGCGCUGCGUCAGCGGCUCUUCGAGGAGAAGGCUGACAUAGUCAUCUACGUCGUGGACAGCGGCCAGGGGAUGCACUUUCAGGUGAUUUUCUCUGCAGGACAGAUGAUCGGCUGGUACGACCCGCAAGUGACCCGGGUAGAGCACGCUGGUUUUGGAGUGGUGCUGGGAGAGGACAAGAAGAAAUUUAAGACCCGAUCUGGAGACACAGUGAGGCUGAUGGACCUGUUGGAGGAGGGACUGAAGAGAUCUAUGGACAAACUGAAAGAGAAGGAGCGAGACAAGGUGCUGACUCCAGAAGAGCUCGUUAAAGCCCAGAGAGCCGUUGCGUUUGGCUGCAUCAAAUACGCUGACCUGUCUCACAACCGCAUCAACGACUACGUCUUUUCCUUCGACAAGAUGCUGGAUGACCGGGGCAACACGGCGGCCUACCUGCUCUACGCCUUCACCCGCAUCAGGUCCAUUGCCCGUCUGGCCAACCUGGACGAGGCUACGCUCAGGAAGGCUGCAGAGACAACGGAGAUCCUGCUGGACCACGACAAGGAGUGGAAACUGGGGAAGUGCAUCCUGCGCUUCCCGGAGAUCCUGCAGAAGAUUCUGGACGACCUGCUGCUGCACACUCUGUGCGACUACCUGUAUGAGCUCGCCACCACCUUCACUGAGUUCUACGACAGCUGCUACUGCGUGGAGAAGGACCGGCAGACAGGUGAGGUGAAUAAGAUCAACAUGUGGAGGAUGCUGCUGUGUGAAGCCACCGCCUCCAUCAUGGCCAAAUGCUUCGACAUCCUGGGCCUCAGCCCGGUCCAGAGGAUGUGAUCCCGUCUUCUUCCCACUUCAGCUAAAACUACAGGAGCUCUCAGUCAGUAUUACACAGGACUGCCAUUUCAGACUAAAUCUGUCAAAUCAGAGGGAAAAUGUUAAGUUUGGUUCAUUAAAUAUCAUCUCAUGUGAAGGAUAUUUUUUUAAAUAAAGAGCCAUUCUGAAACUGAA